Molecule: messenger RNA, 1722 nt
Organism: Cervus elaphus (red deer)
Lineage: Eukaryota; Metazoa; Chordata; Mammalia; Artiodactyla; Cervidae
Gene: ZNF514
Product: zinc finger protein 514
Exons: 7
Coding region: 955-1722 (255 amino acids)
Biological process (GO): regulation of DNA-templated transcription
Source: RefSeq, a predicted model, not a curated record
GGGAGGCGGGAGGGGAGCAGUGGGAGAAAGACAGAGAGGUGGGGAACAGACUGUCAGGAUCUCUUGGAUGCUUUAUAAGAAAUUCACAUGUCCGGAGAGCCUCCUAGAAAUUCUUAUUUGGCAGGCUCGGGGUUUAGGCCAGGAUUUUUUUUUUUUUUUAAACUCCAGUGGCUUCUGUUGAACUGCUCCAAACCCGGCUGUUGGGCCCAGUUACUAAACGCACUUCCAAUACGGGGGUUGCUUCCAGUUCCCAGCCCCUGGCGGGGGGGCAGAGUGAAACCUCUGUCCAGGUAGCUGGUGCGCACUUGCCCAGCCUGCAAUUGCCAGAGCAGAGCACCCAAGGUCCCCAAGCCGCCAGUGCGCAGGCGCCGCUCGUUCGACGCCCCCCACCCGCCACCUCCGCAGACCCGCCUCCGACGCUUGCUCUGCAGACCCCAGCGUGCCGGCCUUCCUCUCGCGCAGGCUCAGGACGGGUCUCGGGAGGCCGGGCUGGAAACCGGGUGUUGCUUGGAUCUUUGUGGGUUCAGCUACUCCUGCUGCGCAGGCCAGCCAUGGGCAUUGCGCCCUGAGCCAGUGAAAGAGUGCGAAGUGUCUGUCCGUCUGCCCUCCUGCGAGGGGCUGAGGAGGCCUGGAACUGGGCGCAGAGUUGCAGGGCCGAUCGGUUCUCUGUGAGCUCUCCAGAAGCGAUUCUGGAGGAGCGCGGGGCACCGAGAUCUCAGGUGUGGCUGUGGCCAUUUCCUGGUGGUCUCCGUGGGAGCUGGGUCCUAGAGUUCGGUCUCCAGAAGGAGGCGGCGGCCGGUCUCCUGAGGCGCCUGGGAGUGCAAGAGGGGAUAGAGCAUCGCUUCCCGCAGCCACAGCCGCAGCCGCCCUGCGCUCAGCUGGGACUCCAAUCCGGGUUUAACAGCCCUGCUCUGGGUCCUGCGGGUCGGCUGGGAGUCGCUGCGCGAAGUGGGGAUGCCCGGUGUCAUCCGGCUCGCUCCCCGCUCCCUGAGUCCCGGGAGGAUCGCAGGGCCGCCGCCGAAUGACAGAGAUUUGGACCUAGUGAAAGGACUAGCCCCAGCUAUGGACUCCAGAGCUUCAGUUCUCCCUCCUCAGGAGCCUGCUCUUCCUCCGGAGAGAUGCCUAGGAGACAAGGGAACAGCCAGCUUAUUCCUCAAAGCCAGACCUCAGGACCUGAUGACGUUUGAGGAUGUGGCUGUGGAAUUCACCUGGUGGGAGUGGGGGCAGUUGGACCCUGCUCAGAAGGACCUGUACCGGGAGGUGAUGCUGGAGAAUUUCAAGAACCUGGCCUCCCUGGGGUUUCCAGUGUCCAAACCAUAUAUGAUCUGCCAGUUGGAGGAAGGGGAAGAGCCCUGUAUUUUAGAGAGAGAAAUCUCAACAGGUGUCCACUCAGACUGGGAGAGAAGGCCUCAAGCCAAGGAAGCUAUGCUAAGUCAAGGACUUUCCAAAGAAGAAUUAUUGCAGAGAGCAUCAGUGGAGAAACACAUUAGAGAUGAACUCAGGUCCUCCAAACUGAAAGCAACCUGUGGUUGGGAUGACCAGGAGAAGGAUACUAUAAAUGUGAUACAGCAUUCAGACAGACUUCAGGGAGAAGUAACUCUCAGAGAACUCAACCAGGGAAGAAAUCUUGCAAAUGCAAUGAAUGUGGGAAGUUGUUCCAUUUCCAGUCAGAACUUCGGCGCCAUCAGAGAUGUCACACUGGAGAAAAGCCCUAUGAGCUAA